Molecule: messenger RNA, 2727 nt
Organism: Cavenderia fasciculata
Lineage: Eukaryota; Evosea; Eumycetozoa; Acytosteliales; Cavenderiaceae
Gene: psaB
Product: puromycin-sensitive aminopeptidase-like protein
Exons: 2
Coding region: 1-2727 (908 amino acids)
Biological process (GO): peptide catabolic process; proteolysis
Cellular component (GO): cytoplasm
Molecular function (GO): zinc ion binding; peptide binding; metalloaminopeptidase activity
Source: RefSeq, a predicted model, not a curated record
AUGAACAUCAAAAAUAAAAGUGUUGUUCUUACAGUUUUAGUAUUAUUUAUCUCAUUUGUUAUAUAUCAUCAAAAUAAUAAUAAUCAUUUAACUUUUAUUAAUUAUAUAUUCAAUACUACUACUACGAUGACAACUACUACAGCUACUACUAGUAAAUAUUUAUUUGAUAGAGGUGAUCGUUUGGUAUUACCAGACAAUGUAGUACCAAAAAGUUAUAAUCUUCAUCUUUAUCCAAAUAUAAAGGCAUUUACUUUUCGUGGACAAGUAGAUAUUACAUUGCAAGUCAACAAACCAACUACUACCAUUGUUAUUCAUUCUAUUGAAAUUGCCAUUCAAAGUGCUACCAUCAACAAUAACAACAAGGCCAUCAAUAUUGAAUACGAUACUACUGAUGAAGUUGCUGUUCUUACAUUUGAAAAAGAGGUUAGUCCAUCUGACUCUGCCGUACUUGCCAUUGCCUUUACUGGAGAGUUGAAUGACAAGUUGAAGGGUUUCUACCGUUCAAAGUAUGUCGUCAAUGGUGAAGAUCGUUAUGUUGCCACCACUCAAUUUGAAGCAACCGAUGCUCGUCGUGCUUUCCCAUGUUUUGAUGAACCAGCACUCAAGGCUGAGUUUUACAUUACCAUCACCACCGAGAAGCACCUCACUGCCUUGUCCAAUCAACCAGAAGUAUCUCUUACUGACAAUGCCGACGGUACUCAUACCUAUGUCUUUGAAAAGACACCUCGUAUGUCUACCUAUAUUGUAGCCUUUGUCGUUGGUGAAUUUGAUUAUGUCGAAGGAUUCACAAAGAGUGGAGUUCGUACUCGUAUCUAUCAAUCCAUUGGUAAAGAAGAAAAGGGCGACUUUGCUCUCGAUGUUGCUAUUCGUGCCCUAGAUUUCUUUGAAGAGUAUUUUGAAAUCCCAUUCCCACUCAAAAAGUGUGAUCACAUUGCCAUUGGAUCUUUUACUUUUGGUGCCAUGGAGAAUUUUGGUUUGAUCACUUAUCGUGAAUCUAUUCUUCUUACCUCUCCACAAACUACUCUUAGAACUAAACAAAGAAUCACUGAAGUUAUUGGUCAUGAAUUGGCUCAUCAAUGGUUUGGUAAUUUAGUAACAAUGGAAUGGUGGUCACAAUUAUGGUUAAAUGAAGGUUUUGCAACUUAUAUGGGAGUUUUGGUUACUGAUCAUUUAUUCCCAGAAUGGAAUGAUUGGUUAGAUUUUAGUGAAAUCUAUAGAAAUGGUGCUUUGGGUUUGGAUGCUUUGGAGAAUAGUCAUCCAAUCGAAGUACCUGUCCACAACUCUGCUCAAAUCAAUGAAAUCUUUGAUGCCAUUUCCUACAACAAGGGUGCAUGUGUCAUUCAAAUGGUAGCCACUCGUUACGGUGAUGCCUUCCGUCAAGGUCUCAAUCACUACCUCACCAAAUUCAAGUACCAAAACACCAACACUGAAGAUCUCUGGGACUCAAUCUCUCUAAAGGCCAAUGAUAAUGUAAAGGACUUUGUUGAUGCCUACACUAAAAAGGCUGGUUAUCCAGUCGUAUCUUUUACUCGUUCUCAAGGAUCAUGUUGUUCGUAUCACGUUUCCCAAAGACAAUUCCGUUUCACUGAAACUGCCGAUGUUUCAAAGGAUCCAAUCUGGAAGUGUCACAUUCAAGUGGAAACUAGAGACAAGCAAUCCCAAGAAAUCAUGCUCGACUCUAGAGAAAAGGAUGUAACUAUCAAUGUCAAAGAGGGAGAGUGGUUCAAGCCAAACUACAAGCAAACUGGUUACUAUCGUAUUCAAUACGACCAAUCCAUCAUUGAUUUGCUCCUUCCAGCCAUCAAGUCUCUUGAAUUACCAGCUGCCGAUCGUUUGGGUCUCUUAUCUGAUGCCAAUGCUUUGAGCAAGGCUCUUCAAACUCCACUCUCUGUCUUUAUGGAUCUAGUAUCGGCAUUUGAAAAUGAAAACGAGUUUAGCAUUUGGUCAUUCAUCAUGGACCGUCUCUCUGUUUUAUUGGCCAUCACCGAAGAUCAACCAUAUCACCAACAACUCGAAAAGUUUGUCGUCAAACUUCUUACACCACUAUCCACCAAGCUUGGUUUCGAAUCAGUCAAAGGUGAAUCAUCAUCUGACGUUCUUUUACGUGAAAAGGUUAAUACCCGUCUUGGUCUCCUCGGUUAUGCUCCCAUUGUAGAAGAAUCAAAGAAACGUUUCGCCAAACACCUUGAUGGAUCAUCUCCACUCACUGCCGAUGUUCGUGCUGUUGUACUCCACACUGUCGUUCGUAACGGUGACGAAGCUGUACAAGAUCAAGUCAUUGAACUCUACAAAAAGGCCAAGGUUGUCGCUGAAAAGAAUUCCUAUCUCCAAACUAUUGGUCUCAAUCGUAGUCCAUCUGGUGUCGAAAAGGCCCUCAAAUUCUCUCUCACAGAAUUUGUAAACAUGCAAGAUACUUUUAUCGUAUGGUCUGGUGUCGGACACGCUCAACGUAGUCACACUUGGAAAUAUUUUGUCGACAAUUUCAAGUCAAUCAAUGAUCGUUUCAAGGAGAGUGGAUUGUUUGGUCGUAUUAUCACAUCGACACUUGCCUAUCGUCUCUCUGACCAACAAAUUGAAAUUGCUGAAAAGUUCCUUCUCAAGGAUAAUGCCAUCCCAAUUGCUCAUCGUUCCAUUCUACAAGAUAUCGAAUCCAUCAAGACCAAUGGUAAAUGGUUUGAAUCUUUCAAUAAUGACCUUUCUCAAUGGUUAAACAAACAAAAUCUCUAA